AUGUCGACUCCCACAACGGCCACAGCGACAUUGCCUCCUCAUUCGCAUUACCAUCAUCCCCAUUAUCCCUACUCACAUCAGCCGUACCAGGCCUCUACUGCUACCGGCUCUUCGUACCGACAGCCAGCCAACCCAAUCCUCUCAACUUCCUCAUCCACAGCAACGACGAGAUUGCCUCCCGCAUACGCCAACUCGUCGAGCAUCGCCUAUUCUGCAACCUCUACUGCGAGUCACGCCGGCCCAAAUGGCCUAGGCCCUUCAGCCUCGUCAGCCAGUUCGAGGACCAUUCACGACGUCUCGAGUCCCGACGCGAACUACUCGCUCACCACCAACUCCACCAUGCCUGCCACCAGCUCACUCUCCCAGUCCUCUCAGUCCGCUCGCAAGCGAAGACGAUCAAAGGAGCCUGACUGGAACAAAUUUUAUAAGAAUGGCCUGCCCAAGGAAAUCAUCGUCAUCGAUGAUACCCCAGAGCCAGAGCAGGGCAAAGCCGUCGGCAACGGCGUAAGGGUCGUCUCCAAUGGUAACGGCACCGUGAACGGCGCCACCACAAAUGGUGCCAGCAGCCGACCUGUUCCCAAGAAGAGGAAAAGAGACGACGAGCCUCAGCACUACGAUCCCGUCUAUCACAACAAGUACGCCGGUUCUCACACUACCACUCCUCAUCACAACGGCACCCCCAGCGGAUCGACUAUAUCAACCGACCGCACUACAAACUCCGCCAUCCACACCACCGCUGCCACGUCCCUCUCUUCAAAUGGACACGAGUACUACGAUGCUCAACCUGGUCAGAAGCGUAAGAGAACCCGUCAACAGAUUGCUCAAGAGGCAAAGAAGAGAGAGGUCGAGGGCCUCGGCGAUCCAUUCCUUACCUACAAGCCGCCUCCUUACCCUCCCAAGAAAGCACCCGACGUUCACGUUCGGUUGGUUCAGGAUCAGGGUUACAACAAGAAUGCCAAAGUCGACGAUGAUGAUGGACACUACAUUGUCGUUCCUGACGCCGACCUUACGGAUAAGUGUAUGUUGAACACACUCAAUCUGAUGAACCACCAGGGACUAACCUUCAAUGCAGACCAGAUGGUGAAGCUACUCGGGCAAGGGACGUUUGGCAAAGUCGUCCAGGCUCGAGACCGUAAGAGAAACAAGUCGGUGGCCAUCAAAAUUAUUCGGUCUGUCCAAAAAUACCGAGAUGCCUCGCGAAUAGAACUCCGAGUUCUCGCAACACUCAAGGCCAACGAUGACGAAAACCGCAAUCGCUGUAUCCACCUCAGGGACUGUUUCGACUACCGCGGCCACAUUUGCAUCGUCAUGGACCUUCUUGGCCAAAGCGUUUUUGAUUUCCUCAAGAGCAACAGUUUCGUCCCCUUCCCCAACAGCCAGAUUCAGAGCUUUGCUCGACAGCUCUUCACCAGCGUUGCCUUCUUGCACGAUCUCAACCUCAUCCACACUGAUCUGAAGCCUGAGAACAUUCUUUUGUGCGACAGCGCCUACCAGACCUUCACCUACAACCGAAAGAUACCCUCCUCUUCUACAACCGUCAACCGGCAGGCGAAUCAGCGCAGAGUACUGCUCGACACGGAAAUUCGCUUGAUUGAUUUCGGCAGUGCCACUUUCCAAGACGAAUACCACAGCUCCGUCGUCAGUACCCGUCAUUACCGAGCGCCAGAAAUCAUUUUGGGACUUGGGUGGUCAUUUCCCUGCGACAUCUGGAGCAUAGGAUGCAUAUUAGUCGAGUUCUUCACCGGCGAUGCCCUUUUCCAAACACACGACAACCUCGAGCACCUCGCAAUGAUGGAAAUGGUCGUUGGGCAAAGGAUAGACUCCAGCCUCGUCCAAGCUGUGAACAAGAUGGCUACUAGAAGUGGUGGAAACCCCGCCUCGAAGUACUUCAAGCGCUUGAAACUUGACUAUCCUACACCCGAGACAACACGAGCUUCCAAGAGAUUCGUCAAGGCUAUGAGACGAUUGGAGGAUAUCAUCCCAUCGAACUCAACCUACUUCAAGAACUUCCUGGACCUCCUUCGGAAGAUCUUUGUCUACGAUCCCCAGCAUCGCAUUACAGCGAAGCAGGCAUUGCAACAUCCUUGGUUCAAGGAACCAGCGACACCGGACGAUGGUACGGAAGCGGCCAAGAUCCGCCUAGAGCGAAUGAGACAGGAGGGGGAUCACCGAUACCACGCAUGA
Messenger RNA from Colletotrichum lupini, 2184 nucleotides. RefSeq lists its product as uncharacterized. The transcript has 5 exons. Gene Ontology annotation, biological process: protein phosphorylation. Gene Ontology annotation, molecular function: ATP binding; protein kinase activity. NCBI's taxonomy places the organism in Eukaryota, Fungi, Ascomycota, Sordariomycetes, Glomerellales, Glomerellaceae. Bases 1 to 2184 code for a protein of 727 amino acids. Gene Ontology annotation, cellular component: nucleus. The record is from RefSeq and is a predicted model, not a curated record.